This is a messenger RNA of Sabethes cyaneus, 921 nucleotides long. It is a transcript of the gene eve, whose product is annotated as segmentation protein even-skipped. Lineage: Eukaryota; Metazoa; Arthropoda; Insecta; Diptera; Culicidae. Gene Ontology annotation, molecular function: RNA polymerase II cis-regulatory region sequence-specific DNA binding; DNA-binding transcription factor activity, RNA polymerase II-specific. Gene Ontology annotation, cellular component: nucleus. The record is from RefSeq and is a predicted model, not a curated record. Gene Ontology annotation, biological process: regulation of transcription by RNA polymerase II. The transcript is spliced from 3 exons. The coding region runs from base 1 to 921 and encodes 306 amino acids.
AUGCAAGGAUUCCGGAACUACAACAUGGACGCGAUGCAACACCGCGAGCAAUCCAUUUCUGUGGAUUUACUCAACGCUCAUCAAUAUAGCUCUAAAUCAUCACCGCCACUAUCUCCAUUAAGUGACUGCAACAGCCCGCCGACGGAACAUGGGCAGCAACAAGCACCACUGGACCCAUCUGUCCGGAGGUAUCGAACAGCCUUCACCAGAGAUCAGCUUGCCCGACUUGAGAAGGAAUUCUACAAGGAAAAUUACGUUUCUCGUCCACGGCGAUGUGAGCUUGCCGCUCAACUAAACCUCCCGGAGUCAACAAUUAAGGUCUGGUUCCAAAAUCGUCGCAUGAAAGAUAAACGCCAGCGGAUGGCCGUUGUUUGGCCUUACGCAGCUAUACACUCAGAUCCUGCUUUUGCCGCAUCGAUCCUGCAAGCUGCUGUAAAUUCUGUCGGUAUGCCUUACGGAUAUCCACCAACUCCAAUGUUACCGCAAAUGCCAGUGAUGCCGCCACAAAUACCAGCUACAGCAACGAAUCAUUACUCCUACGGUUACCGUUACGCUCCUUAUCCAAUCCCACAGAGGAAUGCAUCUCUUCAAACACCCGCUUAUCCAAUUGCCGCCGCCGCCAUGCUAAGCAGUAUGCCGCAAGGUUAUACACCAUUAUCCAUUCCAAAACCACACACUCCUCCGCACGAUCUUCAAAGCCCGUCAUCACCGCAUUCGGCACUAUCUCUUAGUCCCGCGUCGGACAAAUCGAAAUUAGACCUCUCGUCAUCAACCUCGACCAGCACCAGUAGUCCUCUGAAGUCAUUAAACGGAUCCGCUCAGGGGCUCCUUAUGACUGCUGCCUGUACGCCCUGCCAAACAAUCUUGACGCCAUCGCCAGAAAAACCAAAGCUGUUUAAACCUUACAAAUCGGAGCUGUAA